UAUUGACAGUCAUUCUGUUGCUUACAAAUCACAGCGGCUCCGGAAUAAAAGGGCUCUGGCAGCGAGGGGCGUAAUAAUUCAUCCAACGGGAGAGCAGUAGAAAUCUACCCUAUUUCCCUACCCGGCCCCCACCCGCCACACACUUCACCCCACUGAAUAUUCGGCGCUUAGUAGUAAACACUUGGCGGUAGUGGGGUUCCUUCGUAGGAACAGGUAAGAUAAACGGAAUUAUUUGUUUCUUAAUAAGGCGGGGAGGGCAGGCCAGCUUUAUUUAUCCGCCACGUUAUCCUGGGGAGGCUGGAAUCCCCCCAGCACACAAUUUUUAUUUUAUGGUUCUGGCCAGACGUGAAUGCAGAGGGACCCUCUCAUGAACCCAUCAACGCAAAUGUAACAAAGCUUUCAUUUAAAGCGGGAAGAAAUAAUUCAUGGAUUGUCACCCCCCCUGCCCUUCCCCCUUCUUCCCCCUUCCUGCUCUCCCACAAUUCCUGAAUGUUGGAUUUGCCUAUUUUGGCUUCCCCUGACAUGACUGACAGCUGGCUGAACGUGCAGUCUGAAGAAGAGAAAGGUCAGGAAAGCGGCAUGGCAGAUUCGGGCAACCUGGACGACAGCUUGACCAGCCUACAGUGGCUUCAAGAAUUUUCCAUCAUCAACGCCAACAUGGGCAAGGCAAGCUCUUCCCCUUGCAGCACAGAUCCUCACGGCUAUCAUAAGAUCCCUGGCUCUGCUGCACCGUGUUCCCCUCUAGCUGGUGACCCGGCUUGCAUGGGGAUGCCCCAUACCCCUGGCAAGCCAAUCUCCUCUUCCACAUCCAGGACUGCACACCUGCAAGGCCAGCCAUUGGAAGACAUAGAUUACAAGACUAAUCCCCAUGUGAAGCCUCCUUACUCCUAUGCCACGCUAAUCUGCAUGGCGAUGGAAGCAAGCAAGAAAACCAAAAUCACUCUCUCAGACAUCUAUAAAUGGAUUACAGAUAAUUUCUGCUAUUUCCGCCAUGCAGACCCCACAUGGCAGAACUCCAUUAGGCACAACCUGUCCUUGAAUAAGUGCUUCAUCAAGGUGCCACGAGAAAAGGACGAACCAGGGAAAGGUGGAUUCUGGAAGAUCGACCCCCAGUAUGCAGACAGGCUGAUGAACGGAGCAUUCAAGAAGCGCAGGAUGCCCCCCGUGCAAAUCCACCCAGCUUUCACCGGAAGACUCCAGCAGGAUGCUGGCUCAAGUUCAUCGGCUCAGCAGGUGGCAGCAUCUUGGAAAAACAACAGCAUCCUGAAAAUCAACAUGGAGUCUCAGCAGCUGCUCAAAGAGUUUGAAGAAGCCACUGGCGACCAGAACUGGAACCCGGCAGAUGGGAAAAUGAGCCAUAAACGCAAGCAGCCACUCCCCAAACGGAUGUGCAAGACAGCCCGUCUCUCCAGCUCCCCUCUGCUCACUCAGGAAGAGCAGACAGAGCUUGGGUCUCUGAAAGGUGACUUUGACUGGGAAGCUAUCUUCGACACCACCUUAAAUGGUGACUUCUCCACCUUCGAGGAUCUGGAGAUCACUCCUCCUAUUAGCCCAAUAACCAGGGAUGUAGACUUGACUGUGCAUGGAAGACAUAUUGACUGCCCACAGGAGUGGUGCCCUGCUGGGCAGGAUUACAUCCUAACCGAAUCCAACCAGAACAGCUUGGACUUUGAUGAGACCUUCAUUGCCACUUCUUUCCUUCAGCAUCCCUGGGAUGAAGGGAGAAACGAUUACCUCUCAAGUUCUGUCAACAUAGAUCCGCUCUUUGAACUCAACGAUCCUUCGUUGCAGACGGAAAUGAAUGACUGGAGCAAUGCUGGGUGUCUUUAAUGAGUGACAAGAGCCCUGGAUGGAAGGCUCAAGAUCACCCCAGAUUGACCUGCUGUAUGAACAAGAUUGGCCCAGUGCUGCGGGACUUUACACUAACAGUAGAAUCCUCUAGCAAACAAGACAUCUUCAUUCUUGGGACCACAUGGAUCACAGAGGCGUCGGGCGCGGGGAGGGAAAGAUCUGGAGAAUUUGGCAGGAUGUAUCUGAAAGCAACACAUGGGGAACUCUGUACCCCAAAAGACAACAAAAUAAUAAUAAUACAGUACUUAUUUUUGUGUUCUUUUAAAGAAAUAUGGAAUUUUUCUACUUUGGGGGUGGAGGGAAUUGAAAAGGGCAUAUCUUCCUUGCAGGGGAGGGCAUGACAUUUGAAUAGAAUGGAAUAGGAUGGAAGAGCUGGCCUUUUCUGAUUACUAAAAACAUGUUAGAUUUGUGAUUUCUGUAAUUUCCUCUUCCUUCUUUUGUCCAUUGGCUUCUCCCUCCACCCCUCUCUUUGAUGUGAGUGUGUUUGCAUUGUUUCUACCCAGGGAAAAUUUCUUCUCGGUAAAACAUGGGACAAUUACGUAGCAGGCAAAUACAAUUCCCAUCUGUAUUCUAUGAAUUUCAACCACCAGUCUAUCUAGGACUAGUUUAGAUGUUGACAUCUGUAUAUUCAGAAAUGAAUCAACAAGGCAAGAACUUUCAGGCUUAUAAAAUAGAGAGCCUACUAUAUAUCUAUAUAUCUAUUACAAAACCUAUAUUUUUAGCUACAGGGCACAAUCAGUAGAGUAUUUACAGCGGGGGUGGGAAAUGAGGAUUGUUUGUAAUGAUGUUAAUUAAGAUUGAAGUGUAUCAAGCAUUUGUUAUACAGAGGGGAAAUGUAAUAAAAUAUGCAAGUGGGAAUUCCUGCCAGUAGAGGAUUUUUAAAAAUCCACGAAUGGGGACCUGGCAUUCUCUAGACGGUCCUUUUUACUUAUUUUUGUAUCUUAAAUUCUUUACAUUUUUGCAAUCUUGACUGUGUAUACUGUAAAGCCUAGACAUUUGAAGUCAUGGCAGGCAGGCCCUCUAAAGUCUUGAACAACUAACAAAGUGCUGUACCCUUUCCUAGCCGGAAGAUAUGAAGGAAUUUGUGUGAUUAAAAGACAGACUCCAACAAAUCAGUUGCCAACACAACUGAUCAGUAAUGAAGGGCUAUUAUUUUCCUCUCCUUUUGGCCAAGCGGACCUGGGUGGGUACUUCUAAAAUAUUCCUCUGCUUUAGUUAAUGUCUCCGUAUAUUUGAGUCUCUAGCCAGCGAGAGUUUAAAACAAAACUCAGAAUUGGCAUGUUAAUCAGUGGCUCUAGACUCAUGGUAUGUACACAGUGUGUGAUAAUUUGUAUUCAAUGCUGGAUGAAGGUGCACUUUUGAGGUGCCAUACAUACCAACAACAUCCCACUGCAUAUUUUUAAAAUGCACUUUCCCCCCAAAGUGAGGAAGGAACUACACAUGUGCAAGUGCAGUGAGGUGUUGCACCAUUUAUUUCAGCACUUAGGGGGUGUGACUAGAGUACGUGAAUGGAGGGAAGUAGUUCACUGCUUCUUAAACACUCCUCCUACCUGUAUGUACAGAUAGCACAGAGACUAACUCCCGCUUUAGGCAACGUUGCUGUGCAAAGCUAUGUACAAUGGCAAAGUGCUAUGUACAAAAGCACUCUGUGGAAUAGCAAGCCCUGUGCAUUUCAAACCGUACGUGUGCCCAUAGCCUUAAGUGGAUGGUUACAGGCCAAAGGCUGUAUAUGCAGUGGAAACUGCAAAUGAAAGCUUCCCCCCUGCCUUUUUAUUUAGCUUUCAUCCUAGAACUGAAGUUGCUACCCAGCUAGGUGUUUAGCCCACAGCUAAUGUUAAGCCAAUAGUCAUCUUAAGGUUUAUGUGCAUUCAAAUAAAGUAAACUCUGCAUGUUCCCAAUAGUUAUGGAGAUCCCCCCUGGGAACCUGGCAGUCUUGUCUGGAACAUGAUGAUAUUUUAUAGGUAUUUACCUUUCUAAAGAGCUAUAUAGUGGUUCACUGGAAUGGUAAAGCUCUACUGUCUGCAUUUAGCAGAUUCAGAAACAAACAGAACGUUCAUCGAGCAAACAUCAAUCAUUUUUUUCCUUUACUUCUCUGCACCUACCUGAAUAAUGUACACCCAUGUGCAUUAUGUUUUGAAAUGUUAAUGUUUCCAUCCCCUUAAUCAGACCACCCCAAUGAUUUUUAAGUGGGGAGAGGCUACAACCUGGGGAGAAAAGUGCAGGCUUUCUGUUUCUGUGUGACAAAUAUGAUGAACUGUGAUAAAUGCCUCUUUAGAACCGCAUCUGUUCACAUCAGAGUAUUCUGCCCGCCCAUCAGUUUAUUUUAACAAAAGAGCUAGACUUCCAGGGACAAUAAUUUGACACCUAGAGAUGGCUGCUUCCCAUGCUACAUUCUCUUUAUUCACAGUUUUAAAAAAACAAAACACCGCAUCAUGGACACAGAUGAAACUGCAGAGAAUCCAAGCAUAGCUCUUUGCUUUCUGCCACCAAUAUUAGUCCUGUGCUCACAAUAGUGCGCAAGGAGAGAUGUGGCAAUGAAGCAUUUUUAUUUCCUAGCACUUUUAGUAUUCAGUGUGCUUUACAAUCAUCCUCACACCAUCCCUCAAAGGUAGGCCAUUGAAUCUCUCUAUAGGCAGAAGACUGAAGGCCAUUCCAAAUGGCCUGGGGUGUUUUUAUGUGCAGUAAAUGUGCAUUUGGUUCUGAGUUGCUGCACACUGUCUACACACAUCGGCUGCACAUUUUAUUUUCCAAGCACUUGACCCAAAUGUAUAUAUAUAUUUUUAUCUUGGGACAUGCAGAGUGCACACAGUCUAGAAAGGACAACCUGUGGUUUACAUCCAACCUCCGAUACGAUUUUUUUGUGUAAUCGAGAGUUUGAGUUCUGCGCAGCACCAAGGUAGUCCCAUAUUUGGGAUGGGGAUGGACGCCAUUUAUUCCUUGAAGCGUCUGCAGGAAUGUAGGACAUAAAUUCCCAGAUAAAAUAAACUCCCCAAGAGCAUGGACAGCUCCCACCCUGCCAAGUACUAGAACUCCUAAAGGGGAAUGGAGCCGCGCCUCCUGGGUAGUAAAAAUGUUCUGCCUCGUGACAUUCACAGAUGAACUGCCACCACCUGCCUAGUCUUCAUUACUUGGGUGCUAAAGCACAUGGCCCAAAGACUGGCCAUCUCUAGUCUAAAAUAUAUUGCCUCCAAAGGUCAAUGUAAGAAGACUGCUCUGGAGGUACACACACACACACACACACACACACACACACACACACACACACACACCCUGGAAAA
This is a messenger RNA of Zootoca vivipara (common lizard), 5129 nucleotides long. Lineage: Eukaryota; Metazoa; Chordata; Lepidosauria; Squamata; Lacertidae. The record is from RefSeq and is a predicted model, not a curated record.